Propithecus coquereli (Coquerel's sifaka) is the source of this 1862-nucleotide messenger RNA. Its product is annotated as zinc finger protein 64 homolog, isoforms 3 and 4. The record is from RefSeq and is a predicted model, not a curated record. Gene Ontology annotation, biological process: regulation of gene expression. Bases 247 to 1497 code for a protein of 416 amino acids. Lineage: Eukaryota; Metazoa; Chordata; Mammalia; Primates; Indriidae. The transcript has 5 exons. Gene Ontology annotation, cellular component: nucleus.
AUUUCUAACGAGCUCCCAGGUGGAGCGGGCUGCCCGGAGCCCGGCAGUCAGUCCCCGGGACCCCCGGGGUCCUGGCUCCAGGCCAAUCAGCCGUCAGGACUGUUGACAAAUCGCCCCGCCGGGCUGAUGAGCAGAAGCGCCGCGACAUGCGCGCUCCCGCCGAAGGGGGGUAAUUUCCGAACUCCGGGAAACCGUCUUGUGAAGUAGGCCACUCCUAGGGACUCGCCCGGUAGCCGUCCCCACGCCAUGUCGCGGCGCAAGCAGGCCAAGCCCCAGCACCUCGAGCUGGCGGAGGCGGCCCCGCAGGUGGCGGGGGAGCCCGCAUCAGAGCUAGGUAACGAUGUCCCCAAAGCAACCAGCCUCUCUGCUGAAAGCAGCGACACUGAGAAGGUCUCUGUCAUUGCCCUUCCCUCAGAGACGAGGGAACAGACAGCCACCCUGGGAGAGAGGACAUUCAACUGUUGCUAUCCAGGUUGCCACUUCAAAACCGUUCAUGGCAUGAAAGAUUUGGACCGCCAUCUAAGAAUCCACACGGGAGACAAACCGCACAAGUGUGAGUUCUGUGACAAGUGCUUCAGCCGGAAGGACAACCUGACCAUGCACAUGCGGUGCCACACCAGUGUGAAGCCACACAAGUGUCACCUGUGUGACUACGCUGCCGUGGACAGCAGCAGCCUCAAGAAGCACCUGCGGAUCCACUCUGACGAGCGGCCAUACAAGUGCCAGCUCUGCCCCUACGCCAGCCGCAACUCCAGCCAGCUCACCGUCCACCUGCGAUCCCACACGGGGGACACCCCCUUCCAGUGCUGGCUCUGUAGCGCCAAGUUCAAAAUCAGCUCGGACUUGAAAAGGCACAUGAUCGUGCACUCGGGGGAGAAGCCUUUCAAGUGCGAGUUCUGCGACGUCCGCUGCACCAUGAAAGCCAACCUCAAGUCGCACAUCCGCAUCAAGCACACCUUCAAGUGUCUGCACUGUGCCUUCCAGGGCCGGGACCGGGCCGACCUCCUGGAGCACAGCCGGCUGCAUCAGGCCGACCACCCCGAGAAGUGUCCCGAGUGCAGCUACUCCUGCUCCAGCGCGGCCGCCCUGCGCGUGCACAGCAGGGUCCACUGCCAGGACCGUCCCUUCAAGUGCGACUUCUGCAGCUUCGACACAAAGCGGCCCAGCAGCCUGGCCAAGCACAUCGACAAGGUGCACAGGGACGAGGCCAAGACGGAGAACCGGGCCCCGCAGGGCAAGGAAGGGCCCAGAGAGAGCGGCUCUCAACACGUGGCCAAGAUAGUGACCCAGAGGGCCUUCCGCUGCGAGACCUGUGGUGCCUCCUUUGUCAGGGACGACUCUCUGAGGUGCCAUAAGAAGCAGCACAGUGACCAGAGUGAGAACAAGAACUCGGACUUGGUCACCUUCCCACCUGAAAGCAGCGCUUCCGGGCAGCUGGGCACCCUGGUCUCCGUGGGGCAGCUCGAGGCCUCCCUGGAGCCCAGCCAGGACCUCUAGCUCCGCCAGAGAGGAUCGUCAGCUCUUGGGGAUUCCAGACAAAUGCUGUUACCCGGCCCUCCAGGGCAAGGCCAUGGAGCCAGACUCAGGGCUGCUGCAACUUCAAAGCCUCCAGGGCCAUGGCUCAGAGGUGACAGUGGUGUGAGGACAAAGCGAUGCCAUGGAGAUACUUUCCACGUUGCCGUCUUCCCUCCAAGAAUUAUCUAAGCAAACUGACUUCGUGGCUCAAAGCUGGGGUCCACUGAGCACUACUCUAUCCCAUGUGUGUAGCUUCUUCGUGAUGGAUUCCAAUUUUAAAACUGAUCCAUCCCUGAUGGAAUUAAACCAGUUAGAUGACACAGAAAACUUAAAACUUCUCUCUAGUG